AUGUAUGGGAAUUCUGUUGAUCCUGAUGCGUCGAUUUUCAGCAAUGGAACAUGGGAAGAUUGGGAAAGAUAUUACAACAGACACAACCCCAAGCAAGUACAGAUUGUGUCACAUGGGACGUUUGUAACAUUCAUCUUAUUAUUAGUCUUGUUCGGAGGAUUUGCCCAAGCUUCGUGGAUUACUCAAACUCAGUCUAGCAUCGACCAAAAGGUUCAGGAGAUGAACGCGAAUUCAGCUCGUCUUCUUGCGAAACGUCGCCAGCAGACGGACGAGCUACGGUCAACCGAGCAUCGUGUACAGAAUUUUCUAAUGCGAAGAGAUCCUCUGGGUUCUGGCUUAAAAGAAGAGGAGGAGAAUAUUUACAGACAAGCCCUUGAUCAGCGUGGAGGAGAUCCUAUUAGGUUACCAGGCCAUUCUACUGGAACUGAGGUGGUACCCCGACAGACAUAA
Talaromyces atroroseus is the source of this 450-nucleotide messenger RNA. RefSeq lists its product as hypothetical. NCBI's taxonomy places the organism in Eukaryota, Fungi, Ascomycota, Eurotiomycetes, Eurotiales, Trichocomaceae. The record is from RefSeq and is a predicted model, not a curated record. The coding region runs from base 1 to 450 and encodes 149 amino acids. The transcript has a single exon.